GGGAAGGCUUUUGAAGCAUCAGUGUGCAAUUACGAACUAUCCACAAUAGGACUAUUUUAGAGCCGUGGGAAAAGUUUCAGGAGGAAUCAAGCAGCGAAAAGUUUUGAGAAUUCAAACCAGCGAAAUCUUGCAAUUGGAGUCUUAUCUCGAAUUAGAGGUAAGAAAGGCUCAACGAAAGAACGUACUGGCACAUUUAUUCAAUUGUAGACAGUGUCGAGCUUCAAAUUUUGCUUUUUUACCAGAAGAAAAAUACAACCGGGGAGUUUGUCCAGAAGAAGCGACUAAACUACCAACAGCCUGGAAGCACUCAGACUACAACUGGAACACCAAACUGCAAAAGAACUUGAAGCAACCACAACUGACAGAAACUAGGCUAUCGGCAAAGUAUCACACCGACAGAAGGAAAAUACACACCUUUCAGGACAUCACCCACAAUUGCAUACCACAAAAUGAAACGAGGACUUCUCCGUCGUCCCCAGACCAUAACAGGACAGGCUCCAACGCCAAAGUCAUUGAAGCCACAGAAAGCUCGACAGCUCAUACGAAGGUUCCAUGUGCUCCAAAAGAAUAAAUUUUCCAUAAUAUCAAAGUUGGCGAAACUAGAAAAUACAGAGGCCUCCUUGGAAGAUUACAAAAGUAAAGUUUUGAACAGUCGAACCAGAGGUAUAUACGAACAAGCCUAUAGUUCAUUCAAAUUGGCCAAAUCUGACAAGCCAAUCCGGUUGGAAGAACUUACCCAACGAGACCUCGUGAUAGAAUUGGCCAAGAUUGACGCAGAGAUAGAUAAAAGAGGAGGUAUUAAUGCAUACCAAUCUGCCUCCACCCAGGGCCAGGAUAGCAAACGAGGAGGUGACUCGUCGAAGAGGUUAAUAGAGUGGUUGAAAGAGCCAGCAUAUCUGGACAAACUCGACGGUCCACUUAAUGCCUUGGAAAUUGGGUCUUUGAGUGCUUCGAAUGUCAUAUCCACAUGUGGGAUCUUUGAGAAUGUUACUAGAAUCGACUUAAAUUCACAGAGUCCCCUGAUUUUAAAGCAGGACUUUAUGGAAAGACCAUUGCCAAAAGGCGACAGCGAGAAGUUCAAUCUCGUCUCAUGUUCUUUAGUGGUAAAUUUCGUUCCUUCGCCAAAGGAGAGAGGGGAGAUGUUGCAUAGAAUUACCAAAUUCCUCAAAAAACCAAAGCAAGGGAGUAUUAGCAGCUUGUUCUUUGUUUUGCCCUUACCCUGUAUCAAGAACUCGCGGUAUUUUGACGAGGAAAGUCUUGAUAAGAUAAUGAAGCAUUUGGGCUUUGAAAGGUCGGCCUACUACGAAGCCAAGAAGGUGGCAUACUGGCUUUAUGACUGGAAUGGAGUCGUCCAGAAAAAUGGAAAGUUUGGCAAGAAGGAACUAUAUCCAGGUUCCUCAAGAAACAACUUUUGUAUCACCUUGAACUAAUUUGCCUUUAAGAACCUGCGAAGCAGGAAGCAAAGUAGGAUACUGGAUAACUACUUCCUGGUGUUUCAUGUGAUUGAGAACAGGGUUUUGAAUCCAUUUGGUGUUCCAGAUGGAAAUCAUUAAAAAGUUUCACUAGUUUAGAGUAUUCUUCAAUAGUUACCACUCUAUUUAUAGAAAGAGCCUGAUAAAUGCCCAUCAAUGAACUUAGAAGAGAAAUACAUGUGCCGUGUAUUUCCUGUUUCAGAUUUUCGAUUAGAUCGUAUGAUCUCCAUGGGCAACUCUGAAUGGAGAUAAUCCAUGGAAUAGUCUUAUGAUCAUAUAGUUCGAUUUUGUGGGGUAUUGCAGCUCUUAGUUCCUGAGUAGCUAGGAAAUACAUGUGGUUUAAUAUUUUAUUAUCGCGUAAUAACAAUAAUGCAAUGACGUAGCCAAAGUCUGAGAUGGCACUAUUUCAGCCAGACACUGAAAUAGCAGGGCCUAAUCACCACACGUU
Molecule: messenger RNA, 1920 nt
Organism: Suhomyces tanzawaensis NRRL Y-17324
Lineage: Eukaryota; Fungi; Ascomycota; Pichiomycetes; Serinales; Debaryomycetaceae
Product: 25S rRNA (adenine2142-N1)-methyltransferase
Exons: 1
Coding region: 450-1430 (326 amino acids)
Cellular component (GO): nucleolus
Molecular function (GO): rRNA (adenine) methyltransferase activity
Source: RefSeq, a predicted model, not a curated record